UGAACUUUAGUGAUGGUUCGAAUCCUGUACAGUAGAUCCAUUUUUUUCAUCCUGGGCCCCAAUGACAAGCAAUGUUUUGUGUGCUACUUGUGUUUGUAUACUGAUUUGUCUCAUUGGGGGAGAGGUUUGGUUUGGGGUGGUUGCUAUUUUUUGUGAUUUACAUUGAACUGCAGUAUAGAGGUGAAGAAUAACCCCAAGCAAAGUAAUGGUGAAAUAGCCAUCUCCUCUAGCACUGUUUUUUUUUUCAUCUGCAGUAUAGUCAACCUGUUUUAUAUUACAGCAUGUUUUAUAAUGGUGAAUCUUAUCUUGCCUUUUCUUUUUUAAUUCAUUAAUCUCUGUGGUCAAUCAUGUCCAAUUGUAUGAAUUAGAGCAUUGGUAAUUUUUGUUAUAUGCUUUGUGCAGUUUUAUCAUUGUGGUUAAGCUGAGUUUUAUUUUUUAUUUUUGGAACACCCCCCUGCCACUAUAUUUACACCCCAUGUGUAUAAGUUGUAAUUUUAGGCCGUAGCAUUCGAAUACCGAUUUUUUUUUUUGCAUUCCCCGACAACUGAUUUUGCAACCCUUUUAAAUUUUGCAAUUCUGUGUCCUAGAAGGUGCAAUUAUAUGUCUAAAACGAUUGUGUGUACUGCAACAACACCUGCUCACUGUGUAUGUCCUUUUUGCUCCUGUUGAUGAUCAAAAACCUAAUUUUUGUACUGUCACUGCAAUUUUAGUUGCACAGAGUAAGCAUGCGCAAUUUUUUAUAUUGAAAAUCAGUGCAAUUCAUGUAUCACUUUAGUGCAAUUUAGUCCAUUUUUGCAUGUUCAGAUAUGAUACAAUUUAUGUUGCACUUCAGUGCAAUUUUAUUUUUCUGUUUAUAAUGAACUUUGUUUUAGAGGCACUCGAUGAAAUGGCAUAGCCAUGGUCCAAUUGCAUGCUUAAGUAGGAUGCAAUUUAUGUACCCAUUUUAUGUAUUGCGGUAGUGCAAUUUUCGCCUACCCUUUUGCAUGCAUAUACCAGCCUAAUUGCAUGUUUAAGUAGCAUGCAACUUACGUAUCAUGGCACUGCAAUUUUUAUUUUUCUAUGUUUCUACCCUUUUUCUAAGGUUUUUCUAAUGGACUUGAUUUGUGUUAGAGGACUCGAUCGGUAGUGCAUAUUUUCCCAACCCUUUUUGCAUGCAUAUACCAGCCUAAUUGCAUAGACGGGGUCCAAUUUUGCAUGCUUAAGUAUGAUGCAAUUUAUAUCACGGCACUUGGACUAGAAUAGAAAAUUUCGCUUCCAAUUUUCCAAAUCAAUUUUGUUUCUAUCACUGCAUAUUUUUGUGAAUGGGUUGUGAAUUCAUUGCCAAGUUUUGAUGGCUGUUGGGUGCUUGAGAUUCUAAUAUGAACAGCCUUCUUCUCCUAAGUUAUGUCACUUUAAGUUUCCUGUGUUAAUGUUUCUUCUUCGGAUGAGCAGCUCGAGUGGUUGCGCUUCUUCUUCUUAAGAAAAGCGGGUACACUGGAAGACAUUGAGCAAUUUUUCUUCACUAGAGAGCAAUGACUUCAUCUAAAAAAAAGAGAGCAAGGACUUGUGUCCAAUGCAAAACAUAAGGGUAGAGUGAAUAAGUACACUGCUUAUGCUUGGGCGUGCAGUAUACUAAGCAAGGGUGGCUGCAAUUCCUAAUCCUAACUCUAAGUGUGCCUGUAUUCUUGCUUUAUCAUGGGUUACAUGCAUUGUAGAAGUCCAGGAUGCAUAUUUUGUCUGACUUGUUUUUUUUGCCUUUCAAUCUGCAGCCUGCUUGAGCUGGAAGUCAAAUUCAAUGGAAAGGCCUGUAUUCUGGAUUGGGUGGAAAUCUUGUCAGUGUUCUACCGGCUUCUGGUUUGUUUGUGGGAAUAUAUGAACUAACAAAAAGGAAACUACUGGACGUGUUUCCUGAAAAUUUAAGGGUCGUUGCUCAUCUUACGGGAUCUAAACCGACCUCAGUCCUCGUACGGCGUAGGAAAACUCCUUCCUAACUUAUGGGUAAUCACAUCGCGAAAUUGACGAGACGGAUCAGGGAGACACCAACGCUCCCCGUCGAGAUCGUCCUCACAAUCAUCGCCCGGGCCGACCCUGUGACGGUCGUCCGCUGUGCCGCUGCCUCCAAGCUCCUGCGCCGCCACAUCGCGGACCCGGCUUUCCAUGCCGAAGUUGGCGCCGCCGGGCGCGGUCGCGGCGGCGCCUACGACCCGUCCCUCCUCCUGGGCAUCUUCCAGCAGCACCGCGACGGCGAGCCGUACCGGUUCGUCCCCGUCCCGCCGUCCCGCGCCAGGCUCACGCUCCCGCUCAUGCCGGCGGGGGACGCCCUUCCAAACUCGUUCGAGCCCGUGGCGUCGCGCGGCGGCCUCGUCGUCCUCCGGCGACGGCAGCGCGUCGGCGGUCCGGUGGAGCUCUGCGUGUGCAGCCCCGUCGCGGGCCGCCGCUCUCUAAUAAUCCUCCCGCCCCUCUCGCUGGACUACUACGACUCGCAUGUCCUGCUCCCCGGAGACGAAGACGACGACAGCAGCAGCAGCACAGGCCGCCGCCACUUUUCCUUCCGCCUGCUCGUCGUGGAGGUGCUGUGCCAGACGCAGACGUUCUCCUCGAGGACGGGCGCGUGGGGCCCGGUCACUGAGGUUGCCGGAGGAGACGGAUACUGGCCCGUGCGUCCCACCGCCGUGGUGCUCCGCGGGGUCGCGCACUGGCUGUGCCGACGCGACCACGUGCCCCCGCGGGGCUCAUCGGAGGAGUUCUUCACAUACCGAGUGGUCAGCCUCCGCGUCGACACCACCGGGGCGCCGCAGCUGGCGGGCGCGGCGAUCGAGGUCCCGCAGUGCUGCCUGCGGCGGCGGUACAGGUAUCCGGCCGCGGUUCCGCGAAGCAAAGAGCUGCUCCUGGUGUCGACGGCCGAGGGGAGGCUGGGCUUGCUGGUCGCCGAGAUCAUGGCGAUAUCCAUAUGGGUCGUCCCGUCGGGGGAGGACGAUUCGUGGGGCGCGCGCCGCGUGGUGGUGGACAAGGCGGCCAUGCUGCGGUCGGUGGAGCUGCGGUGGGAGCUCCACAUAUGCGUGACUGUUGAGAUGGAGUGGUUCGGGGAGGCGAGCGGCGCCGUGGUGUUGCAGGUGCAUGGCGCGGGGGUCCUCGUGCUCGACCUGCGCACCGGGGGCGUCGUCCAGCUGAGCUUGCAUCUCCACAAGCCGCUCCGGUGCUGCCCCUACGAGGCGGGUCUCCUUCCCCUGCUUGCGUCCAUCUCAUCAGCGUGACAACGCACCAAGGCACGUAAGGGCAGUCCCAAUGCUCCACCGUGGACUGUAUCUAAAUUAGCCACGUCGGAUGUUUUGCUUUGGUGGCGAGUUAAUUAAGAAGAAAGAGAAGAUCACGUGGUGCUAAUCGCAUGACAGCUUGGUGCUAAUUUGGGGAUUUUUGCCUUCGUGUGUAUUUUUUUUUUUUUGCAUUCGUGUGUAAUUAGGAUCUUUGGUUAUGAUUUCACCGAUGAUGGAUAUGGAUGCGAGAGUUUAAACUGUGAAGUGCGAAUUCUACUGCUCUAGAUA
Molecule: messenger RNA, 3521 nt
Organism: Brachypodium distachyon (stiff brome)
Lineage: Eukaryota; Viridiplantae; Streptophyta; Magnoliopsida; Poales; Poaceae
Exons: 3
Coding region: 1974-3233 (419 amino acids)
Molecular function (GO): protein binding
Source: RefSeq, a predicted model, not a curated record